CAUUUCACUUUGCUUUUGACUCGCUUCUAUCUUCAGUAUAGUUGCUCUUCCUUUUUAUUCAACUGUUCUGCUCAUGUUCGUGUUCAACGUUAAAAAUUAUACCUCAUGUGUCUAUGACUGCUUGAUACAGUGAUUUAUCAAGUGUAAGUUCUGUUUUCUCGGCAAGAAAUGGGAUCUUUUGGCGUUUUUUCACUUCCCGCCUUACAUCAAGCAUGUCGUGACGGAGAUAGCUCUGCUUUAGGUGUUUUGAUAAACACAAGUCUCGCUGAUAGACUUGAAUUAUUUCAUCGUAUUUGCGAAUGUGAUACGUACCUGGGUUGGACUCCUGCACAUUGGGCGGCAUACCAUGGAAAAGUUGAGUGUUUGCGUCGAUUGUUAAGUUGUGGUUUGAAUGUGGACCAAUGUGAGUGUCGUUAUAAAAGAUCACCAGCCCACGUUGCUGCGUUUGCUGGUCAUCCCCACAUGUUAUUGUGGUUAUUGCAAGCAGGUGCUGAUCCAAAUAAACAGGAUGAUAAUGGUGAUACUGUUGUCCACCAUGCUGCUCGUAGUGGUAGCAAUGACUGUCUGGCAAUAUUGCAUUCACACAAUGCAUACAUGUGUUUGAUGAAUAAAGAUGGACAAACGCCACUAGAUGUUGCUUCCUUGUGUGGUUUUGAACACAGCGUACAGUAUCUCUCUCAAUUCCAAACAACAAACUUUUAUCCAGGUGGACAAAAUCUGAAAAGAAGUCAUGACGAGGACGAUUUUAAUAGAGAAGUGAAAAGAUUGUGCAGUGGUUCUUCACGGAAGCCCAACGGCAUUGAUUAUGAAACAGGGUUGUUAAUAAAUGGGUUCCCAACACCAAAGGAUAAACCCGCAAUACAGGUGGAUUCACAAAUGAACGGCAAUAUGGAUCAUGACAUGGAAGUCUUAUGUGAGGAUGUAAAACCCAUGUCGGUGGUUCGGGUCGAAAAAAUUGCAACUAAACUGUCCGUACGCAAAGAUGUAUGGGAAGUCAUUUGA
Dendronephthya gigantea is the source of this 1002-nucleotide messenger RNA. RefSeq names its product ankyrin repeat domain-containing protein 10-like. The record is from RefSeq and is a predicted model, not a curated record. Gene Ontology annotation, molecular function: protein binding. NCBI's taxonomy places the organism in Eukaryota, Metazoa, Cnidaria, Anthozoa, Malacalcyonacea, Nephtheidae. The transcript has 6 exons. The coding region runs from base 169 to 1002 and encodes 277 amino acids.